This is a messenger RNA of Bipolaris zeicola 26-R-13, 738 nucleotides long. RefSeq names its product carbohydrate esterase family 3 protein. The coding region runs from base 1 to 738 and encodes 245 amino acids. Gene Ontology annotation, molecular function: phosphatidylcholine lysophospholipase A1 activity. The record is from RefSeq and is a predicted model, not a curated record. NCBI's taxonomy places the organism in Eukaryota, Fungi, Ascomycota, Dothideomycetes, Pleosporales, Pleosporaceae. The transcript is spliced from 2 exons.
AUGGUCAAACUCGGUGCUCUGGUUCUUGGGCUUCUCAGUCUGACGACUGAAGUAUGCGCGCAAAGAGCCGUCAGGAUAAUGCCCUUUGGGGCGUCCAUUGUCUCACGAUGCUGGCGCGCAAACCUCCAAACCUCUCUCCGAGCUGCGGGUAUCACCAACUUUGAGUUUGUCGGCAGCCAGACAUCAACAUGCUCUGGCACCAACAUCGACCAAGACCACGAAGGCCACCCCGGAUCUCAAGCAACUGCCUGGGCUGCCACCACCAACCUGGUAGCCAAGCUGAAGCAGAAUCCCCCGGACGUAGUCAUCAUGCUCAUCGGCACCAACGACGUUCUCAUCGGUCAAAAACCCAUUGUCCAGAUCCUCGCCUCCUACGACGUCCUCAUCUCCCAAAUGCGCGCCAGCAACAGCAGAAUGCAAAUCAUCUUCUCCAACCUGCUUCCUCUGGACCCCGCCCGCUUCAAAGCCACCCCUGUGCAGGGUAUCAAGGACCUCAACGCCGCAAUCGCAACAUACAUCGCUACGCAAAAUACAGCCCAGAGCCCCGUCCGCUUUGUCGACAACUUUUCUGGCUUCGAUGCUGUCAGGGAUACGGAUGAUGGCGAGCACCCCAAUUUGACUACUGGCGUACAAAAAAUGGCAGCCAAGUUUUUUGGACCGACAAGAGAUGCGAUUAGAGCUGUUUCCGCGGCGAAGAGGGUCAGGACCGUUAGUGUGAGGUGGAGGAAUAGAGUAUAA